Prunus dulcis (almond) is the source of this 573-nucleotide messenger RNA. RefSeq lists its product as uncharacterized. The transcript has a single exon. Lineage: Eukaryota; Viridiplantae; Streptophyta; Magnoliopsida; Rosales; Rosaceae. Bases 1 to 573 code for a protein of 190 amino acids. The record is from RefSeq and is a predicted model, not a curated record.
AUGGGCUAUGUGGGUGGUUCUGGUCCAUCCCCACCAACCACUCAAACCGCGUCCCAUUCCUUCUGGAUUCAUCAAGACCAACUUUUCCUCCAUGCUAUUCUUGCAUCAGUUUCACCACAAGUCAUCUCUCUUAUUGCCUCUGCUAAGACUUCCAAAGAGGCUUGGGACAAGUUGCUCCAUCUAAUUGCUAGCAAAGCAGGUGCUCGUGUUCUUGGUCUCAAGGAACGCCUUACUCUAAUGCGUCAUGAGAAUAAGCUCGUCUCUCAGUACUUGCAAGAUGUUAAGGUUAUCUCCGACGAACUUGCCAUCAUAGACAUCCCUCUUUUCGAUGAUGAUCUUCCCUUUUAUAGUCUUAAUGGUGUUGGUUCUGAAUUUAAGGAGAUUGUUGCUAUCGUUAGUUCCCAUGACUCCUCUACUUUAUUUGAAAAUCUUCAUGAUAUGUUGGUUGAACAUGAAACUGCCCUCACACGUGCCGACAUCGUUGUUGUGGCACCUGUCAUCACUGCCAAUGUCACUCAAAGCUCCCAACGAACCAACACCCAUCGUGGUUUUUUCUCCAACAACUCCAAUUAA